UGUGUCAGUCGGUUGCCUCGCCAUCACGUACACAGACCUUCAAUUGGAUGAAACAGACAGUCACAGAUAAUUACAAGGUUCGUUGAAAAACGAAAACAUGAGUUCAAUUUGGUGCUUGUUUUUCACGCACAAAGUCCACCGAUUUAGUUCAAGAAGAUCUUACAACUUUGAGUCAAAGCCUAAGAAAAGAAGAUUUAGCUUCUGGAAGUCAAAGAAAGCCAGUUCGUUCGGAGGAACGCCUUUUAUCACACAGCCGAUGAGUUACGUAGAAAUUCUGUCUCGUAUGGAGGCCUCAUCUCUCGAGGACAUUCUUUCAACCCCAAGCCCCGAGACGAACUCUCCUGCCGAGGAUGACAAUGAGGGGACUAGUUCUUCGUCACGAGGCGCUUUCACGUUCCCGGGAAGUGCGGACGAAAACGACAAUGAGGCCAUUCAGAAGCAAGCAAGCGAAACAGAAGACGAAUCUUCACGUCGCGCAGAACUAGAGGCCCUUGAGGCAUGUUACUGGCUAAAAGCAGCUGGAUUUCCACAAUAUGCACAGGCUUAUGAAGAUGGAAAGUUUCCCAUUGACACAGCAUCUGUCAUUAAAGAACAUCACUUCCUGGAUCAAGAUUCUAUUCAAUCUUUGUACAGGCGUCUUCAAACACUCAAUCGAUGUGCAAAAAUGAACCUCCACAUCAAGAAUGAUGGAGGUUACGAUUCUGAUGAAGAAGACUUGAUUGCAUUAAGUUCACGCUGGAAACUACAAAAUAAGAAUCGACGAUGGUCAAGUCGAAGAAAUGGUUCCCCUUCACUCAGCAAGGGAAAGGGUCCAGCUGGCUUAAGUAGCUCACAUAAUGGAAUAAACUCAUCUUUGAACAGUGUAUCAAACACAAGGCAAAGGUCAUUUCACAAGAAAGGCAAACUUGCACCUGAGCAUUUGUCACCCAUAACACACUUGGAUUUAUGUAUAACACAAGGGAGGAAAAGUGUAUAUGACAAUCUGUCUUCAACAUUAAGUGCCAGUACACCAUCAAUAUCAAAUGUUGGUAAAGACCUCAACAGGAAUGAUCAACUAAGAAACUCAGGCAGAACUCAAAAAAGAAUCCUUACUAGUAGUGAUUUGGGACUUGAAUCUUACAGUGCAUCAUCAAAUGAGGACCUUUCAGACUUUGAACGUGAUGAUGAAAUUGACGACUUGCCUGGGGAUUUGACAAUGUUAAAAUCAAUACGAAAUUCAGAGAGAAAAUGUAACAAUGAUGUGGCUCCAUCGUCAACAGCAACAAGGCCUAAAGUACGAUGGCAUAGCUUUGAAAAGACUUCAAGACCUGAAAUACGUGUCAUGUCUCCAAAGAUCUGUGACCUUACAGCAGGACAGCUAGCCGUUCUUAGAAAAUACUCACUUUUGAAACUAACAGCACUAAUGGAAAGACAUACUCACUCACACAGAGGAAUGUGGAAUUGGUCAUUUCCCCAUUUCUUAAAGAAGCUCAAGUCACCAGAUUAUAGAGACAGGAAUGUGUUUGGCGUUCCCCUCUCAGUUGUACUUCAGCGCUCCGGUCAACCUCUUCCACAAUCUAUUCUCUUUGCAAUCAACUAUCUACAAAGAUCAGCUGUGGAUGCUGUUGGCAUAUUCAGAAAAUCAGGUGGUAAACAGAGAAUAAAUCACCUGAAGGAAAUGAUUGAAGGAGAUCCAGAUAAUACUGACUUUGAGGGCUUGUCACCAUAUGACAUGGCAGACAUGUUGAAGCAGUAUUUUAGAGAACUUCCAGAACCCAUCUUGACAUCUAAACUGGCUGAAACAUUCAUAACAAUUUUCUCAAGCAUUCCCCCUGAAUCAAGAAUGGAAGCAAUGCAGGCUGCCAUUCUCCUCAUGCCUGACCCAAACAGAGAAGCACUCCAGACAUUAUUGUUGUUCUUAAAUGAGGUGGCUGCCAAUUCUGAAACAAAUCAAAUGAAUGAGAAGAAUCUUGGAGUAUGCUUUGCUCCUUCUCUGUUCCACUUGUGCGGUACAAAGGAAGAUCCGUCUUCUCCAAAGCGACAGAAGCGAACACCUAUGAACAAGGCUUCAAAGGAACUCACUGAUAAUCUGGCCGCCCAUGAGUGUUUAGCUAAGAUGAUUACAGAAGUGGAUAAGCUCUUCUCGAUUCCAGAAGACACGGUGAAGAACAGUCGGUUUUCGUAUAUCGAGCAAGGCGAACCUGUUUCUCUAGAAAAACUUGGAAAGAGUAAAUCCAGUCCUGAAAGUGAUUAUCAGACGUACAUCGAAUCUUGUAUCGCUGGAUUACUCAAGGAAGCAAAAGACAAAUUUAAGGGGUGGGUGUCUCACCCGUGGUACGACAGCUCAGUAGAGAUCUCUUACAAGAAAGUGAAAGAUGGCUACCCUCUCCGAUUGUGGAGAUGUGUUGUGGAAGUCAAUGCCAAGCCAGAGGAUAUCAUAAGAAGAAUUCUCUACGAAAGGCAUCUCUGGGACGAAGACUUGGAAACUUGGGAUAUGGUGGAGAAAAUUGACGAUCACACAGAUGUGUUCUUUUACACCACCAAGUCUAUGAUCCUUCAACCAAAACGACAACACGUAGUGCUAAGGGCAUGGACGGACCUCGAUAAGGGAGUUUGUGCACUGGUCUCCACAUCUAUCAAUCAUCCACGGGCCCCUCCUAGCAAUGGAGUACCUUCAAUUGUAUUGGCGUCAAGAUAUCUAGUGGAGCCUCUAGAGAAUGGCAAAUCACGACUAACUUACAUAAGCCGAGUAGACCAGAGGGGUAGAACUCCAGAGUACUACAGCAAAGCCAUCGGACCAUUUUUAGCUUCGUUAGUGGCCAAAGUACGGAACACUUUCCAAUACGGAUCAGAGGGCCCGGAAACCAAAGUAUAGCAAACCUCGUGUCUACCUAAGUACUAAAGGAACGUGGAGUGCCAUUGCCAUAGAUACUACCAACUGUGGCGCAGAAUUUAUGCUCUUGGUGACAGAAGAAUGGAAAAAAAAAAUUGAGUUCGUUGCAAAAUUAUUUCUGUAGUUACCUUGAAGACAUGGGUAAAUGCUUGUAAAGGUUGUAUGUGUGCCUAGCAAGUGUCCCUUGGUUAUCACGCAACACUUUUACCCACGUAACAUUGCGUAGCGUUAUGCCUAAGUCUUCGGACACUUAACAAAGGAUCAUAUCAACGAACAAAAGGACCUAUUCUCUAGGAGAAUAUAAUUGUUUAAAAGAUGUACAGAGUAUUUAAAAGUCCACAUUCGUAAUUCACUCGUGUAUUCGCGUCGAAUCAUUCAGUUCGUCCUCACGAACAUUUUUUAAACGAGAAUACUUUUGAAGCUUUUUUUUAACACUUUUAAGGAAAAAAUUUUCACCAGGAAAAUAAAUGCCUUAUUUAUCACUUUCAUUGUGGCAAAAUAUGCCAAAAUUUGGAGCCAUGAGGAGAAAUAUUUUUAUGCUUCAAGUGAAUGGCUUCGUUUGUUAAUUGAGGUACAAGAGUUUUAUUCGAAUUAACAUUUUUUAGUUAAAUAUCGUCAUCUGAUUAACUUAAUAUUUCAGCUAAAAUGUAAAUUAUGCCACUGCUCUUCCGUUCUUAAUUUAUUAUCCUUUGCAAUGAAUUAUUCACAAAGUUAUAAUAUAUACGACGAAUCAUAACUAUGGUUACCUCAUAAAAUGUCAUUCACUUGAUCAUUCAAAGGAAAAAGGAGCCAAUUCUAUCAAUUUGGUUUCAUAAUAAACGCAAUUUCGAAACCUUUA
This is a messenger RNA of Pocillopora damicornis (cauliflower coral), 3710 nucleotides long. Its product is annotated as stAR-related lipid transfer protein 13. The record is from RefSeq and is a predicted model, not a curated record. NCBI's taxonomy places the organism in Eukaryota, Metazoa, Cnidaria, Anthozoa, Scleractinia, Pocilloporidae. Gene Ontology annotation, biological process: signal transduction; regulation of Rho protein signal transduction; actin cytoskeleton organization. Gene Ontology annotation, molecular function: GTPase activator activity; lipid binding.